AUGGCUGAAUCCGUGCCCAUUCCUGAGCCUCCUGGCUAUCCUCUCAUUGGAAAUUUGGGUGAAUUCAAGACGAACCCACUCAAUGAUCUCAACCGUCUGGCCGACACUUAUGGCCCCAUCUUCAGACUGCAUCUUGGAGCAAAAACGCCCACUUUUGUCUCAAGCAACGCCUUUAUCAACGAGGUUUGCGACGAAAAGCGCUUCAAAAAGACAUUAAAGUCUGUUCUUAGUGUCGUGCGAGAAGGUGUCCACGAUGGAUUAUUCACAGCAUUCGAGGACGAGCCCAAUUGGGGCAAGGCACAUAGAAUUCUGAUUCCUGCCUUCGGACCUCUGAGUAUCAGAAACAUGUUUCCAGAAAUGCAUGAGAUUGCCAAUCAAUUGUGCAUGAAGCUGGCUCGCCAUGGCCCUCACACACCAGUUGACGCCAGUGACAACUUCACUCGCUUGGCACUCGACACCUUGGCUCUUUGUGCCAUGGACUUCCGCUUCAACUCAUACUACAAGGAGGAACUGCAUCCUUUUAUUGAAGCGAUGGGCGAUUUCCUACUUGAGUCAGGAAACAGAAACAGGCGACCUGCAUUCGCACCCAACUUUCUCUACCGCGCAGCCAACGACAAGUUUUACGCCGACAUUGCUCUCAUGAAGUCAGUGGCAGAUGAAGUCGUUGCGACACGAAAGCAGAACCCCACUGAUAGAAAGGAUUUGCUCACUGCUAUGCUUGAGGGCGUUGACCCCCAAACAAGCGAAAAGCUAUCCGACGACAACAUCACCAACCAACUUAUCACAUUCCUCAUCGCUGGUCACGAAACAACGUCUGGCACACUAUCCUUCGCCAUGUAUCACCUUCUCAAGAACCCAGAGGCCUACAACAAGCUCCAAAAGGAGAUUGACGAGGUCAUCGGCCGCGAGCCUGUCACCGUGGAACACCUCACCAAGCUCCCCUACCUCAGCGCCGUGUUGAGAGAGACCCUCCGAAUCAGCUCUCCGAUCACCGGUUUUGGUGUCGAGGCUAUCGAAGACACCUUCCUCGGAGGCAAAUACCUCAUCAAGAAGGGCGAAACUGUCCUUUCUGUCCUGUCAAGAGGGCACGUAGACCCCGUCGUGUACGGACCUGAUGCCGAAAAAUUUGUUCCCGAACGUAUGCUUGACGAAGAAUUCGCCAGGUUGAACAAGGAGUUCCCCAACUGUUGGAAGCCUUUCGGCAACGGUAAGAGAGCUUGUAUCGGAAGACCUUUCGCGUGGCAAGAAAGUCUCCUCGCAAUGGCCCUCUUGUUCCAAAACUUCAACUUUACACAGACCGAUCCUAACUACGAAUUGCAAAUUAAGCAAAACCUCACCAUCAAGCCUGACAACUUCUUCUUCAACUGUACUCUGCGACAUGGCAUGACCCCCACGGACCUUGAGGGUCAACUGGCUGGAAAGGGUGCUGCUACUAGCAUCGCUUCCCACACCAAGACUCCUGCAUCCAAGGGAGCCAAGGCCAGCAACGGGAAGCCUAUGGCUAUUUACUACGGUUCCAACAGUGGCACCUGCGAGGCUCUCGCUAACAGACUUGCUUCAGACGCGGCUGGUCAUGGCUUCAGCGCAUCAAUCGUUGGUACCCUGGAUCAGGCCAAGCAGAACCUCCCCGAAGACCGACCCGUCGUCAUCGUCACUGCUUCAUACGAGGGACAGCCACCUUCUAAUGCCGCCCAUUUCAUCAAGUGGAUGGAAGAUCUGAGCGGUAACGAGAUGGACAAGGUAUCUUACGCCGUCUUUGGCUGUGGCCACCACGACUGGGUUGAUACCUUCCUUCGAAUCCCCAAGCUCGUCGACACUACCCUCGAACAGCGAGGCGGUACCCGUCUUGUUCCUCUGGGUAGUGCCGACGCUGCUACAAGUGACAUGUUCAGUGAUUUUGAAGCUUGGGAAGAUACUGUUCUCUGGCCCGCUCUCAAAGAAAAGUACAACGUCACAGACGAUGAGGCCAAUGGACAAAGAGGUCUUUUGGUCGAAGUGACAACACCGCGAAAGACCACUCUUCGUCAAGACGUCGAGGAAGCUCUGGUGGUAUCAGAAAAGACACUUACAAAGUCUGGUCCCGCCAAGAAGCACAUUGAGAUUCAGCUUCCUUCGGGCAUGACCUACAAGGCUGGUGAUUACCUCGCCAUCCUUCCCCUGAACCCAAGGAAGACAGUCUCAAGAGUCUUCCGACGAUUUUCUCUGGCUUGGGACUCUUUCUUGAAGAUUCAAUCUGAUGGUCCCACUACACUGCCUACCAAUAUCGCGAUUUCUGCCUUUGACGUUUUCAGUGCUUACGUGGAGCUGUCGCAGCCAGCUACCAAGAGGAACAUCCUCGCUCUGGCCGAAGCAACCGAGGACAAGAAGAUCAUCCAGGAACUCGAGAGACUUGCUGGUGAUGCUUAUCAAGAAGACGUCUCGGCCAAGAAGGUCUCAGUUUUGGACCUCCUUGAGAAAUACCCAGCUGUUGCGCUUCCCAUCAGCUCAUAUCUCGUCAUGCUUCCCCCCAUGAGAGUCCGACAAUACUCCAUCUCUUCUUCUCCCUUUGCCGACCCCAGCAGACUCACCCUCACAUACUCCCUACUCGACGCCCCUUCGCUCUCUGGCCAGGGUCGCCAUGUUGGUGUCGCCACAAACUUCCUUUCUCAACUCAUCGCCGGCGACAAACUCCACGUCUCAGUCCGCGCCUCUAGCGCAGCCUUCCACCUCCCCAGUGACCCCGAGACCACCCCAAUCAUCUGCGUCGCCGCUGGAACUGGCCUCGCUCCUUUCCGUGGCUUCAUUCAGGAGCGCGCCGCUAUGCUUGCCGCCGGCCGAAAGCUUGCUCCUGCUCUUCUCUUCUUCGGCUGUCGCGACCCUGAGAACGAUGACCUCUAUGCCGAAGAGCUAGCACGCUGGGAGCAGAUGGGAGCUGUGGAUGUGCGCCGUGCUUACUCUCGAGCUACCGAGAAGUCUGAAGGUUGCAAGUACGUCCAGGAUCGUAUUUACCACGACCGUUCCGACGUGUUCAAGGUGUGGGAUCAAGGCGCCAAGGUGUUCAUCUGUGGAAGCCGCGAGAUCGGCAAGGCAGUUGAGGAUAUCUGUGUUCGUUUGGCCAUGGAGAGGUCAGAAGAAACACAUGAUGGAAAGGGUGCGACAGAGGAGAAGGCAAGGGCUUGGUUUGAGAGAAGCAGAAACGAGCGUUUCGCUACGGAUGUGUUUGAUUAG
Messenger RNA from Fusarium venenatum, 3207 nucleotides. RefSeq names its product bifunctional P-450:NADPH-P450 reductase. Lineage: Eukaryota; Fungi; Ascomycota; Sordariomycetes; Hypocreales; Nectriaceae. The record is from RefSeq and is a predicted model, not a curated record. Gene Ontology annotation, cellular component: cytosol. Gene Ontology annotation, molecular function: iron ion binding; NADPH-hemoprotein reductase activity; FMN binding.